GGGGGCGGGGUUAAGAGAAGGCUUAUGUUUUUGUCUGACUAGGAGGAAAUAACUUGGGUUACGGAUUUUCCAGGUUUACACGUGUUGGGGCUGUAAACAUAUAUAAACCGGGUAAAAUGGAGCUGGGUUCAGUCACCUUAAUCCUCGGUUCAGGAUGGCGUUGGUCAGCCUGCAGAUGAUCUCCAUCGGCUCUCUGCUCAUGCACACCGCCUCACCUUCCGCCGUCAGAGGCUCCAGAUGUCUCCGUGAGGAUGCGUUCAAAGACCACUCGGACAAUUUAAUGAGACUCUACGAGAACAAUCUGAGAGUCCUCACGGAGCAGCCGCAGAGGACAUGCGCACAGGCCGCCACAGAGAUGCGCGGGAAGCUGAAGAACCGCGCCCUGUCCCCCUGGACGUACAGACUGAACAAGGACACGGAGAGGAUCCCUGCUGUGAUCGCCUUUGCAGACUGUCUCUGUGAACACUGCAUCCUGAAUGGACAAGAAGACUGGAACUACAACUCAGUGCAAGUGAACACCUCGCUGCUCGUCUUCAGGAGGACUCGCUGUGAAGGAAACCGAUACAGACUGAGUAAAGACUUCAUCACCGUACCUGUGGCCUGCACCUGUGUGGUACCAAACUACAACAAAUAACACAACAUGAUACUUUAACCAAAAGGUCUCUGUGCUGGAGACGCUUAAGCUGUCUUUUCAUGUGCCAUUCGCACAGAUUUGUAAAAUGUUCCGAGGAUUUCUAAAAUGUUCACACAGAUUUGUAAACCAUUCACACAGAUUUGUAAACCAUGGGAACAGGUUUACAAAUGGCUAUGUAUUAAUUUUUUUCCUUCAACCUUGGGGGUCUGCGUACUAUAGGGUAAUAAAUUCCACUACACAAUAAGAAAGUUAAAAAGAAGCUGUGGAAGUGCUUAAAAAAUGCAGUAGUCACAUAAAUUAAGGUAAAAAAUCUACAAAAAAACAACUUAAAAACAGACACACUCUACCCUUGAUUUGCUUUGGAACACUAAAUGAUUAGAAGUGUUCAUUCAAAGGCAUCUCACACAUAAAAGCUCACAUAAAUACAGCCAUGACGUGCUUCUGUUUGAACAGUCUGCUUCUCAUUAAAUAAUUAAAUAAAACCGUAGUGACCAUGCUAAGUCAUUAAAAAAACAUAUUUUCAGUCUGAUUUGCAUUAAAACCACAGGCUGUAUAUUAAGAUGGACGGAGAUACAGCUACCUGUGAGUGAAGCCAAAAUAUUUAGAGCCUCCUCUGCUGACUGGCUGCAGUAUACAUCAUAAGCUCCGCCUCCUCCAUGUUAACAGACAGGACAUUAGUCAAACUAUUAAAUCAAAGUACACGUCAAAUACUUUUUGUCCAACCCCGGAUUCUGUCGUUAUAGUUAGUUCCUAUCAUGCCGACUGAUGUCCAGGUGUUCAUUUCUCAGAGAAGUUUAGUUUCAAAACGUUAGUUGAUGCUAUAAAAAGGGGUAUGACAUCAUGAUUGACUGACAGCUCUCUGGACGAAUGACCGUGAGUAAACGUGAGUAUCUGUUUGGCUGUGGACUGGAAUCGUGACUAAAUCAAACUGUCUAACAGAUAAACUGAUCUCUCAAACAAACUGUCAUUAAACGAUCGAUUUUAAUACUUUAUUAUUUUAACAGCAUUAUUAAAGAUGAGUCCUUCAGUCGUUAGGGACGAAACCUGAAGGGGAAGUUUAAAACUAUGAAUUAUAACAUCACCAAAACAUGCUAAGCUAAGCUAACCGUUGUCCUGUUUAACAGACUCACAUCUGUAGUGUCGAUGUGUCUACAAAACUCGCCACACGACGUGAUGAAGGGAUCAAGCUGUUCCCUGUCACUAUGGGAUAGUAUACAAGCCAACAGAGAAACCAGGUUUCUUUUUCUCUCCUGUGUAUCUCAACAGAGCUUCUACUAAAUGUACAACAUAAUGUACAACUACUGCAUUUUUGUUAAAAAUAAAUAAAAGGUUGGUGACAAAUUUUAAAUAUUAUUAUUUUUUAUUCUUUCAGUAUUUUUUAGUAUUUUAUUUAUCUUAUUAUUUUUAAUUAUUGUAUGUUUUAUUUGACUAUUUUCAUUUUUCAUAUUAUUUUAUUAUGUUUACACUUUCUGAGAAUUUUUUUUUACUGUUUAAAUAAUUUAAUAAGUAAUUUGAAGUAAUUCGUUUAGUUUUAUAUUUUUUAUUACUUUGCUCAGAGGGAACGUAGGAUUAAGGGUUGUCUUUAUAAAGCUGUGAAUGCUGCCCUCUGCUGGAAAAAAGCUUUAAGACAUCUCUAAAUGUGACUCCAUACAUUUUUAUAAAUUUAUUCUAACAUCUUCUUUCUCUUUGGGAUUUUUAACGAGGUAAUGUUUUUUUAGUUUAAAACUGUGAUCCUGAAGUUUGACUUAAAGGAGGAUACUUAACAAACAAGCCUCAUGACUCCUGCACUGUUUCAUCUCAAAUGUUUGUUCAACUUUGUUACUGUUCCUUUUCACAUUUUACAUGAAAUUCUCCCCGAAUUAAAGAGUUUGUCCUGAUUU
Molecule: messenger RNA, 2514 nt
Organism: Labrus mixtus (cuckoo wrasse)
Lineage: Eukaryota; Metazoa; Chordata; Actinopteri; Labriformes; Labridae
Product: interleukin-17C-like
Exons: 3
Coding region: 155-634 (159 amino acids)
Biological process (GO): inflammatory response
Cellular component (GO): extracellular region
Molecular function (GO): cytokine activity
Source: RefSeq, a predicted model, not a curated record